ACACACUACAGUUCCAUCUCCUCUCCUCUCCACUCUCUUCUUCUCCGGUAAGAACUCAGAGAUUUGGAAUUUCUAAUUUUAAACUUUGAAAUCGACAACCUUUUUCUUGGCUUAUUGAUGAGAGUUUAUGUAUAUGAUUUGUCUUAAAAUACUGUGGAGAGAUUUCAAUUCUCCGAUCGAAUUAUCAAAUGGAUCCAAACUCGGUGUCACAAGAUUGGAUUAAAAGAAGGAGCCAUGGCAAGUCUUAUGAUGGCCACACCAUUCGCAGGUUCUCUCACUCAAUGCAAGAAAACAAAAGACAUGUCCCUUCAGAGAGCCUUUAAGGUAAAAUGUAUGCAGACACCGUUGGAAGAGCUGUACAACGUUAAAGUGGAACGGAAAGUGUCACAGAGACGGUUAGAUGAGCUCGGGGUUUCCAGAUGGUCGGUUUGGAAGACUGGGAAGUGCAAACUGCCAUGGGACUGGCAGGUGGAUCAGUUGGUUUACAUAGAAGAAGGAGAGGUUCGUGUUGUUCCCGAAGGCAGCAAGAGGUUUAUGCAGUUUUUGGAUGGAGAUCUUGUUCGUUACCCGAAAUGGUGAUGAUGAUUGAUUCAAAUGUAGACUUGAGUUUUGAGCUAAGAAAGUUUGCACUUGUGUGUGUUGUUGUAGCCUUAUGGAUCCUUAUUAUGAUAAAAUAACAAAACAAUUUGUCUUCUUCUUCUUCAGAAGUUUGUGUAACGCUGAUGAAUAAUCAAAAAGGAAACUCGCAACCAUGAAGAGAUUUAAUUAUUUAACUUGAAUUUAGAAAUAAAAUAAAAGAACUUUUUAAAUAAGGAACAAAAGUAUUAGGAAAUUAUUUUCAGAGUCGUAGUUACUAGUAACAUUAACCAAAAAAAAAAAAAGUUAAGAAAAUAAUCUUAUUGAUUUAUGUGGGGAUUAAUUUGCUUUUAGCAGCUGUGUCUGUUACAAAUUGAUUUAGGAGUCGAUUUAGACGAAAAUACCCUUAGGCGAGGAAAAAGGAAAUUGAAAGAAGUUGCUUGGAUCCUAAGCUACUAAAGUUUACAGUGUACAGAAGCCACACUCUCUAUAUAUAUCAACUCUCUAUCACUUCCUCUGUUUCUUUAUUUCCAUCUUACAAAUCACUCUCAAAACCCUAGCUUCUUCUCUCGUUACCUGAAACCUCUUUUCCAUAAUUCGAUCACACAAAUCAUCUGAAACAAACGAAGAAAGAAAGAUGAAUGCGCAGGAGGUAUCUGCUGAUUUACAAGCUUUGUUUGCCGAAGCCAUCGAAGCCACCUACCUUACACGAAACAUAGACGGCAUCGAACGCUGUGUCGACGCGUUGAGUAGGUUGAAGUCUGCGUCUCUCUCCGUCAGCGAUAUUCAACUAUUUUCUAAGUCAAUAUUUCGGUUGGAGACUCUGAGAACUCAUAAAAGCCCUAAGAUCAGUGAAGUAUCUCAAUCUCUGUUCGAUUCAUGGUUGUCCACUCUCUACGGACAAGGAAGAAGAGACCAAUCUCUCGAGCCGAAGACGAAGAAGACGGAGACGCUGCUUGCAAAAACGGAACGGGACAUCAAAGACAAAGAUGGUGGUAGUAAGGUUACAACCAAAACCUUGCUUCCUCCUCCGAGGAGACUCGCUGCUUGCAAAAACCCUAAUUCCGCGGAGAUGGUGGAGCUGUUCGAAGCAGCAAAGAAAGCUGCUGACGUGGCCAACGCUAAGGGUAUUCUCUCUGGCAAAGCAGACGCGUUGAGGUGCGUUGAGGCUAUCUCGUUACUCAUGAAGAUGAACGUCACUCCAAAACCUAAUGAGCCAAGAAGGAUGAUUGAGAGGCUUCAGGUACUUACCAAGCACAAGGACCGUACGAUUUGCAAUGCUGCAUCAGCCCUUCUUCAACUUUGGAGGCAGAGGACCAGAGAACAAGAACGUAAAGCUGCGUCUACAAUCGAUAUGAUUCUUUGCAAACCUCGUCAUGGUCAGCAGAUACGAGGUCAGGGCUUCACAGGAGAACCUACAAAGACGAGGAAACUAGUUAUGUGAAGAUCGUUGUUUAGACAAGUUCAUUCUUUUGUAAAAGCUCAUGCCAAUAUAUAAAAUCUCACGAGUUAUUCUGUUCCUUAUGUUUUCCAAAGUAACGUUAGUACAUUGUUUGAUAUGGAAGUAACUAGUUUAUAGAUUGUUUAGUGAUUUUAACUCCUCUGCUUUCAAACAAUAAUUGUGAUUGUUUUAGUAACUUCACACACACACUCAAAGAUCAAAUACCAUUUUAGAAAAAGAAGCGAAACACUGUAUCAGGAUUCUUCAAGAGAAGCUAAGUAUGAGUGUGAGGAUGAGAUGGAAUCCGUUUGUAUUACAUGUUAGAGUGACAUUUGUAAAAUGUGUUGUGGCUUUCAGUAUGCAACUUCAUCCCGGUUAGAUAUUCUUCAUGCCUUUUACACUUUAUUUGUCUUUUAAGAACUACAUUGCUGAGCAAAACACACAACAACAAGGCUACAUGAAAUCAAUGUUAGAAUUGAGAGAAUAGAAUGUGAGAGUAAUGAAGAAACAAAGUAUGGUUGAUUUCAAGAGAUAGAGAAUGAAGAAAACAAGUGAGAAUAAGAGAGAGAGUAAAGAGUAAAGAGAAAGUGAAGAAAGAGAACUCCUCUUUUUCUUAGAUCUGGAAAAUAUCAUUACUGUUAUAAGAUAAGCAUUGAAAUGAUCAUCCACUUCUUUACCAAACUCAAGCACUAUGAUCAUCCACUCAUUUACCAACUCAAGCACUAUGAUCAUCUACUCAUCAAGCACUAUGAUCACCCACUCAUUUACCAAAUUAAGCACCAUCUUUGUUAUUUUAUGUAUUGUUGUUCACUAUAAAUACCAUCACUCAUCUCACUCUUUUGUACACC
This is a messenger RNA of Brassica napus (rape), 2865 nucleotides long. RefSeq lists its product as uncharacterized. Lineage: Eukaryota; Viridiplantae; Streptophyta; Magnoliopsida; Brassicales; Brassicaceae. Gene Ontology annotation, cellular component: nucleus. The record is from RefSeq and is a predicted model, not a curated record. The transcript is spliced from 2 exons. The coding region runs from base 1214 to 2020 and encodes 268 amino acids.